Aspergillus pseudotamarii is the source of this 1598-nucleotide messenger RNA. RefSeq lists its product as uncharacterized. The coding region runs from base 594 to 1358 and encodes 254 amino acids. NCBI's taxonomy places the organism in Eukaryota, Fungi, Ascomycota, Eurotiomycetes, Eurotiales, Aspergillaceae. The record is from RefSeq and is a predicted model, not a curated record. The transcript has 3 exons.
UUCUUGCAAAUAUAGCAUCUCUCGAGAAGCACGGCCCAAGGUAUACUAUCUCGAUAAUUUGGUCUCAGCAGUCAAGUUCGCCAACUGUGUCACCAUGAUUUCCAAGUUGGAAAGUAUGUAACGAAUAGACAAUACAUCAUUCGGUGGGCCUCAUGAGUCCUGGAGAGCUAACUGGCCCCUCUUAUCAGGCGUAACAAGGUAUACGUGAAUUUAUGAAAGAGGCUCACGCUGUAAAGCUGGACAAAGAUCAUGCAUGAACAUCCUAUCAGACAAAGCCAUAUAAAUGAACAACUAGUUACAAGGAACCUCCACUGCGUCCGCGGCAACCAAUUCACAGUUACGCGCCGGAACUAGGAAAAUCUAGGGCUCACCCUGGUUCACCAGUAGAACAUUCCGGAUCCCCAAUCCCACGAAUAUCAGUACACGCAAAAUUCCGUUCUGUUAGUUUACCAUUCUUUCGCUUUUCUCCUCUCCACCUUUGUUUCCGUGCUCCUUCCUUUGACUUGUCAACCUUUCACACCAGACACUCAACACCUCUGGUUGUUUUCAAAAUCGACUCACAGCAUACGUCACUCUUUGUUGAGACAAAGACCAUGGCCCGCUCUAAGGUGAGCUCCAAGGUGAAAUCAAGAAAGGGCCGCCGUCGUGGAAGUCAGAUGUCAUGGAACAAUAACAAUAUCAACACUCUGUGGCAAGUCAUCAUGCGCACCCAGCAGGUGAACCUCGACCUGAACCUAGCUGAGAUCUCCGCUGCUUGGCCUACCCAUCCCCGCCCCACGGUCCUUGCGUUAGAGCAGCAGCUGGCCAACUUCCGUCGUCAUCUGCGCCCUGGAAACAGUGUGGUGCUCCGCCGCGGUGACAUCAACGCAGCCAUGAGUUCUCUGGCCACUGCCAAUGCUCAUGCUCAUGCUGCUUCGACUGUGAAUGCCCAGACCCAUGUCCUUUCCAUCAAUAACGGUGGCAAUAGCAACACUACUACCGACGCAACUGCUCACGCUCACCCUCAUACCGGCAUCAUCCAUGGUGUCCAGGGAAUGGCAGGUCCUAGCAAUGCUAAUGGUAAUGGCCAUCAUGCUAUCAAUGGUGGUAACGCGGGUUGGUUCUCCCCUCCUCCCUUGCAGAUGCACAGGGUUAAGGAGUCUCAGGUGCCAGACAUGUCCGGCGAGCCUCCCCUCGGCUGGGAUCCCGCUCCCGACCCAUCAGCCAGGGCUCUAGAACUCAGCAGGACAGCUAGCAGUCGUGUCAUGACUAGAGCCUACUGGCCUCAUCCUCCCGUGGCUCGUCGUUACAUAGCAUAUUGUGACUGUGGAAGUUUGACCUGUUCUUACUGCCAUGAGAGGAUCAUGGCCCAGCGGUAGUCCUCUUGGUGUUGGUGUUGGCGAGUUUGGGAUGCACAUGUAUCUAUUCAUGGAGUUCUUCUAGGGGUUGGAUGUGGUUACGGCCGGUUGUGAAUUCCGGUAGCCACCAACCUGUUCGCCGGAUUGGAGGGGUAUUUAUGGCUACCGCUGAUGGUGGAUAGUGGAGAGUUCAUAGUUGAUACUAAUACAUACGAAGAAAUCUCUCUAUAAAUUACCCUAGUAAGGUACCGUGACUGUCCA